Cornus florida is the source of this 1157-nucleotide messenger RNA. RefSeq lists its product as uncharacterized. The transcript is spliced from 5 exons. Bases 141 to 827 code for a protein of 228 amino acids. The record is from RefSeq and is a predicted model, not a curated record. NCBI's taxonomy places the organism in Eukaryota, Viridiplantae, Streptophyta, Magnoliopsida, Cornales, Cornaceae.
UUAUAUGCAGUGCAGAAAAUUUUAAUUGAUCUUGGUACCAUGUACUAACGCGAGCAAAAGCCCUUUUUUAUUUGGGAGUUGGGAUCAGAUCAUCAGUUUUGAACCAAAGAGGAAUUAGGGUUUAACCCCAGAGAGAGUAAAUGGAAGGUUUCGAGAAGGUGACAAUAUCAGAUUCCAUGGAGGUCGAAAAUGGCUCCAGUUCCUCCAAAAUUGUCGAUUUGCUUCGGAGAUUUCUCGGAGUUCAGCAGCGCAGAGCUGAAGCAUAUGCAAAGCUUAAAAGGGGAUUUGCUGAUUACAUGAUUUCAGGAGAGGAAUCAACUUACCAACAACUUUGUAGUGAGAUCACUGGAGAAUUCAAUGAUUGCUCAAAACAAGUUCUUGAAAUGGAGUCUUUAUUUCUGAACCCUGAUUACAGCCGAGAUGAUUUAGCUGGCCUGCUCAGAGCUGUUCAAGUACAGGAAAGGCAAAAAUUGCAACUGGUUGUGCUCAAGCUUCUUAAUGAUCAUUCAUCAUCAUUCUCCUACUCAAGUGCUUUUGGAUGUAGUGGAUCUUUUGUGACAGCCACAAUUCAGGUGUUGAAGAAGGCAGGGCGUCCCUCAGAACGUCUAGUGAGCCAUGAGAAGUGCAGAUUUAUGAAACCAAUGGAGCAUGAGUGUGUGCAUGUCCACGAGAUAACAGAAGCUGCUGGAACUGAAGAGGCAGAGGCCAACGCGGAGUAUGAUAAUGCUAUCAAAGAAGCCAUUAGAGGGGUGCAGGAUGCUGUGACAACCAUAAAUGAAAAGUUGGAGGAAGUGAGGUAUGAGAUUGCUGCCCUUGAAGAUGCGUGAAACCUCAAACUUUCAUUUUUCACAUCCAGCAGGAAAGGAAAGAGGGAAAAGAAAGAAAAUGGAAAGAAGAAACAGCAUCACAUGCUACUGGUUUUUCUUUUCUUUUUUUUACGGUGGUUGUAAUAUCUAAAUUAUCUGAAAUUGUUGCCCAUUUAGCAUCAUUUAUAGGGUUACCAAGGUUUACCGUGAUCCUCAUUUUCAUGAUGCGCCUGGGAUAUUGCAGAAGCGCGUAAGCAUGGGAGUCCCCUUUGCAGGAAACAUGGUGGCACAGUAAGGACUCCCAAAAGAGCUUGUGGUUGCAUUACAUGGAGAGGAACUGUGUGUGUGUAA